CAGGAAGUUGAGGAAGGGAAGAACUUCAAAAAAACUAUUUUUGAAGUCUUAACAAAUACUUCUGGUGGGGUUAUUUGGAUAAUCCUUGGAGACAAACAUUUAAAGUAUUCAGGCGGUAUCUGGGAAACCAGCAGUAUGAGUUAUGCAAAAGGUCCAGCAUCCUCAGUAAAAUACUAGCCUUCUAUUGAAGUAAAGCUUCAAGAGAUUGUUCCUGAAGUAUCGAAUCAGCAAUGGCUCACAGUGUCCGAUUCAGCAUUGAUCUUCCUGAACCCAAGGAGCCUUCCCGCACCCAUAUCCUGUGUACACCAGACUUUUCUCCAUAUGAUGAAAACGUUGUCCAUGAUUCCUUCAGCCACCUGAUUCAGGAACAGAGUCAAAGCCUGAUGGAAGGCAACUUGGAUGCCAUAGAAAUGGAAGAGCUAGAUAACAGGCAAGAUAGCCACACUUUCUUGGCACAUUCCACUUCAAGAGACAAUGUUGAGGAAGACAUUGAAAAGGGUGCCAUGGUGAUUUGUGACCAUUUCUCUGAUGCCACUUUAAGAGUUUUGUCAUCCAUGCCAAGUCGAACCAUUGGUCGCUGCCGAGGUGCAAUAAUAUCUCAGUAUUGCAACCGCACCUUAAAGUUACGCCGGAGACGCAGUCGUCCCUCCAUCAACGGCAUGGCCAGAUGUUCGCGGCCCAGUAUCCGUCCAUAUGGAGUUGAAAAGGACCCAGAGGGGCAAGAUGAGGAGGAAAAAAGAAAUCUUCUUAUAAACAAUUUGCGAAAUCUGCCAAUAAAUGACAGGAACCACAUGUUGCGGACAAUUCCACUGAGCCUAACAGAGAAAAGAAGCCUUCGAUACAUGGCUUUCAAGAACAAGAAUGACAGUGGGUAUUCUUUGAAACAGCUGCCUUGUUGCAGUCAGCUUAAGUACAACUUAAUUAUUGUGUUUCGACAAAUCUGGUACACAUUCUUAUCCUUCCUACACUCACUGCAGCUAUGGCAUGUUGCUCUGAAAAAAGUGAGCGGCCGUUUUGGCACAGGUGUUCUUUCUUAUUUUCUCUUUCUGAAGAUGCUGUUUUUUUUCAACAUCUUCCUGUUGUUUAUAAAUAUGGCCUUCCUCGUCAUCCCUCAGUCCCUGUGUUCACAGGGAAGUGUGAACCAAUUUCAGGGUCUGGAGCUGCUCACUGGUGCUGGUUCUUUUACCAAUACAGUGAUGUAUUAUGGAUACUACACUAAUUCCACCCUGAAUGAAAACACAAAAUCUAGUGAGAAUAGGUCACUCUGCAUCCCUUACAACAUGCCUCUAGCCUACUUUUUCACCAUAGGCAUAUCCUACUUCAUCACUUGUAUCAUCCUGAUGUAUAGUAUGUCCCGAUCAUUUGAAAAAAGCUACAGAGUUGAUAAUCCACAUGGAGAUUUGGCAAUGAAAGUCUUCUGCUCAUGGGACUUCAAAGUGAUUAAGAAAGUCUCUGUGAAGCUUCAGAUGGAGAAUACCUCAACUCAGCUGAAGGAACUGCUGUCCGAACUUUCCCGGCCAUCAUGCUCUAAAUCGUUGUGCCAAAAGCUGAUGAAAAUGGCAGUGCACACAUUGGCAUGGACAAUAUCCCUGGGUAGUACUUUUGGAUGUGCUUUGGCAGUGCACUACUUCUCAGCUUACAUGAGCAAGAAUCUAUCCAAGAAUGUGCAGCAAACCACCCAAAUAAAAGAGGCAAGCCUGCUCGCUCUACCAGUUGUGGUGUCUGCCUUUAACUUGCUCAUGCCUUGCCUGUACAAUGCUGUAGCAUGGAUUGAGCAGUAUGAGUUACCCAGCAUGGCUACGUACAUUGCCAUCUUCAGGAAUUUGUUGCUUAAGCUAUUCAUUUUAGGAAUUCUCUGUUAUCACUGGCUGGGGACUACAGUCGAUGGACACAACAUCCUAAAGCCACUGUGCUGGGAGACCUUUGUAGGGCAAGAACUAUAUCGAUUCUUGCUAAUGGAUUUUAUUUUUACCAUCCUGGACACCAUCUUUGGUGAAUUUGUGUGGAGGAUAUUUUCUCAGAAGGUUCUGGGGCGUCAAAGAAAGCCAGUGUUUGACAUUGCUAGGAAUGUCCUUGAGCUCAUCUAUGGCCAGACUCUUGCUUGGUUGGGUGUUCUGUUCUCACCGUUGAUUCCUGCAGUGCAGAUAAUUAAACUUGUACUGUUAUUCUACAUUAAAAAGACUAGCCUGAUGAUGAACUGCCAGUCACCCAGCAAGCCUUGGAGAGCAAGCCAGAUGAUGACCAUCUUCAUUACAUUGCUGUGUUUUCCAUCUUUUCUUGGAUCUGCAGUGGUUGUAACUUACACAAUUUGGUCAAUUAGGCCAUCAAAUAUCUGCGGGCCUUUCCGGAGUCUGAACACAAUCUUUGAAUCGGGAAAAAUCUGGAUGCGCAAGCUGGAGACUGAAAAUGCCAAUUUGGCCUGGUUCACCUGGAUUCACACGUACAUGGUGGAAAAUCCAUUCUUCCUAUUUUUCAUAGCUGGAAUACUCUUGAUCAUUAUUUACUUCUAUGCUCAAGUUGCGGAUGGACAAAGAAGUAUUAUUUCCUUGCUGCAGGAGCAAAUUGACAAUGAGGGCAAAGACAAAAAAUUUCUCAUUGGCCAACUUCAGGAAAUUUAUGCAAGGAAAAGGCCUGUUUUUGGAAAAAAUGGUAAAGAUAAUUAGGAAUAUUCUACAAGAAAUACAAGUGGAGACUGUGCAUAUAGUAUACUUUAUAUUUAAUAGAAGGAAGGAAGAUGUCCUUUAUAAUUCUUUCCAUACUUGCCAAAAGGCAGGAAUCCAGGUUAUGGGUUGCUGUUUGUAAUUCUCAUACUGAAAUUGAUUUAAACACAAAACAUUUAUAUUUCAAUAAGGUACCGAUGCUGACCUAGAUAAGACCAGCCAAAAUUGUGUUGCGAUACUGGAAGAGUAUAUUUUAUACAAUAUUGGAAGAGUGUUUUAAAUAAAGAAAAUAUGUGCUUUAAUAAAACAAAUGUUAUUUUACUUAGUUUUGAGAUGUUAAUUAAUUCCUUUUGUUGAUACUUGAUUUGUCAUUUUGAGACAGUAAUUGGUUGAUUUUCUUGGGAUCCUUGAUUGUGCCUUUGUUCACAUGUCUCCAGCCUGGCAGCUCUUAGAUAAGUUCAAGGGGCAGUCUAUCUUUGAAAGGGCCACUGUGAAUCCUGACGUUGACUGUCAUUUAUAUUUCCAAGAUGACACAUUUCCACUGUAGAUUGCAUUUCUUUUUUGAGUUUUUGGUUAUUAUCUUUUUGUUAUUUAUGGCACCAUCUAUUUUGACAUAUUUCUUGGGGGGGGGGGGGGGUUACCUUUUGGAGGUACCAUAAUAAUUUGUGGGUACUGCUUAAGCCUUUGCUACCCACUUAUUGUCAUAAGAUGUUCAGAGAAGCAAUGAAAGGAUCCGAGAAAUGUUCCAAAAUGAAAGAAAUGGAGAGAUGGUGGAAAGCAAUAUGCAGUAUGUAAUAAUGGCAGAAAAUAUAGAUGGGUUUAACUGGUAAAAGAUAACUAUAUGAUUAUAAAAUGUUUGAAAAUACAGGAGAAUAUUUUGAUCAUUUGGAUCAGACAUGAUUGAAAUAUGCAGGUAUGAAUAAGGAUGUCGUGGUGAAAAAUAAUUUUCUAAUAUGGGUAACUUAAGAAAAAACAAGGAGAAAUUA
Molecule: messenger RNA, 3646 nt
Organism: Erpetoichthys calabaricus (reedfish)
Lineage: Eukaryota; Metazoa; Chordata; Cladistia; Polypteriformes; Polypteridae
Gene: tmc6b
Product: transmembrane channel-like 6b
Exons: 21
Coding region: 231-2663 (810 amino acids)
Cellular component (GO): plasma membrane
Molecular function (GO): mechanosensitive monoatomic ion channel activity
Source: RefSeq, a predicted model, not a curated record